AUGCUGUUCCUGUUAAGUGUGUUCCUGUUGGUACUCGUGGCCGUGCUGCUUCUCGUGGCCUUCGUGACCAUCACAUGGGACCACGACAUCGUGCAGAGAUACGAUGCUCUUCCCGCCCCUGCUGACCUUGGCACUAAGGAGUUUCGCUGGCGUUGUUGGCUAUCGCCACUCACGCGUUACAACUGGCAGACCUCCAUUCUUCGCAGUCCGUGCCCGCGCAUCACCCUGCAAUGUCCGUUUGCGCUACUGUCUGCAGAUUUUGCUAAGCUCUCUACAUCGUUGAGUCUUCCCAAGCUGUCGAUGGAGCAGCUGCCCUUCCUCUUCCCUCAGGUGGCCAUCGGUAGCCUCUUUCUGCAAUUGUUGGGCAACUCUCACUUUCCUGCCAAUGUACGCUACAUCCGUCUGAAAGCGCUCACUGUCGUGCAGCUGCGGCCACUCAACAUGAGCUUUCCAACGCAGGAUGAGGAGAAGCCGAUAGCUCCGGAACUCAAGUGCAUCAUGGUUUUAACAGAAAAGCGUUUUCUUGAGAAAGAAGUCGAGUUCACUGUGCAGACAGACCUACUCGACGAGGAAGGCACCGUCUGGCAGUCGGUUACGUGGUUCUCCGUACCAUUUAGUCAGGAGGCGCUAUUGGUACCGCUGUCUGUAUCAUCAUCAGCGUUAGAUGAAAGUCUCAUGGCUCGAGCCAACUCGAACCUUCAAGUGGACUCUUUUGCGUGCUCGAAGCGGAAUCUGACGGAGUAUGAAGAGGUCAGCGUAGUAGGCCUUACCCGAUCGCGAUCUAGCAAAGGAGACACGGUGCCGUUAAUGUGGAUGCUGGCGCGUGCGACUGGCGUGCUGCAGCAGCAGGGCCGUGUGCCGCAGUUGCCAAUGAUGUGCAAUUGUGCUUUUAAAGAGGAUGUCUCCGUACCGCUGCAGAGGAAAAUCCAUUUGCAGUCUUGGACUAGUGAGGAAGAUACCCAGCAACAGCCAGAGGCGCAGGUGACCAAGUUCACUCUUGACGCUGACGAUGAAAAUGUUAUGACAGGCAUUCUGCGCACUGUUGGAUGGGUAUUUCCUGGACAGGACGAAAUGUCAUCACAAUAG
Molecule: messenger RNA, 1086 nt
Organism: Peronospora farinosa
Lineage: Eukaryota; Oomycota; Peronosporomycetes; Peronosporales; Peronosporaceae
Source: the annotation of a GenBank genome assembly